Messenger RNA from Carya illinoinensis, 1529 nucleotides. RefSeq names its product probable prolyl 4-hydroxylase 7. Gene Ontology annotation, molecular function: iron ion binding; procollagen-proline 4-dioxygenase activity; L-ascorbic acid binding. The transcript is spliced from 9 exons. NCBI's taxonomy places the organism in Eukaryota, Viridiplantae, Streptophyta, Magnoliopsida, Fagales, Juglandaceae. Gene Ontology annotation, biological process: peptidyl-proline hydroxylation to 4-hydroxy-L-proline. Bases 227 to 1366 code for a protein of 379 amino acids. Gene Ontology annotation, cellular component: endoplasmic reticulum. The record is from RefSeq and is a predicted model, not a curated record.
CGAAGAAAAAAAGAAGCCUAGACUCCCCUUGGCGGCCUUGUCCUUCGUCUAGUCGCCUGAUCUGCCCGGUCCAGACAGACUCCAGUUCUCCAUCUCUUCGUUGAAUUUUCAAAGCAUUUAAUUCAAAUCAGGAAACCUCAUACCCUUCUUCUUUGUGCCCGAACCCCAAAGCCAAAAGUCUGCCCCUUUCUCUCUCGAGAUUGUAUCUAACAGUGACGGACUUCUCAUGGAUUGUCGAUAUUUAAUCCCACUCUCUAUCUGUUUUCUUUUCCUUCUGCCUCGUCUCUCACUUUCAGCUAUCCAAUUGCGAGGAUUGCUGGGAGACAAGAAUACGCCUGAAUCGGUGCUGAGAUUGAACGGAGGUGCUUUCUCUCCUGCUUUGGAUCCCACUCGUGUCACUCAGCUCUCAUGGCGUCCCAGGGCUUUCGUUUAUAAGGGAUUUCUGACCGAUGGAGAGUGCGACCACCUGAUCAAACUGUCUAGGGAUAAGCUGGAGAAGUCGAUGGUAGCGGAUAACGAGUCCGGUAAGAGCAUUAUGAGCGAGGUCCGAACAAGCUCUGGCAUGUUUCUUCAGAAAGCUCAGCUGGCCAGCGCCGCCUCCAUUGUUUUAGGCAUCACCCAAGCCAUAUCCAGUCGCGAGAAUACCUCAUUCCAGAGUACCCUUACCGUAUCACAGUGUAAAAGGAGAUGGUCUACCGACUCUCCCCCUCUUCUGCACAUGCAACACCAGUCGGCGAUAAUGAUCAUUCUUUUCCUCAGAUUAUCUGUAGAUGCAAUAGUUGCAGAAAUUGAGGCCAGGAUUGCUGCAUGGACAUUCCUCCCAGUAGAAAAUGGGGAGGCCAUGCAAGUACUCCACUAUGAGCAUGGUGAGAAAUAUGAACCGCAUUUUGAUUUUUUUCAUGACAAGGCUAAUCAAGAACUGGGUGGCCACCGGGUUGCCACUGUAUUAAUGUAUUUGUCUGAUAUUGAGAAGGGUGGGGAGACAAUCUUUCCCAAUUCUGAGGUGUCUCAACCAAAGGAUGAUGUCUGGUCAUAUUGUGCUAAAAAUGGCUAUGCAGUGAAACCCAAAAAGGGCGAUGCCUUGCUGUUCUUCAGUCUUCAUCCUGAUGCAACUACAGAUACCUACAGCUUGCAUGGCAGCUGUCCUGUUAUUGAGGGUGAGAAGUGGUCUGCAACCAAGUGGAUACACGUGAGGUCCUUCGACAAACCUGCAGGGGACACGGACAGUGGGGAUUGCGUGGAUUUAGAUGAGAACUGCCCUAUGUGGGCUAAGACUGGUGAGUGUGAAAAGAACCCUCUUUACAUGGUGGGUUCUAACAACUCUUCCGGGAAAUGUCGGAAGAGUUGCAAGGUCUGCUCAUCCUAAGUAAACCAUUUUCUAGUUUGUCCUUCAGUUAAAUCAUGUAAUUGUUGUAUAUAACAUUGAGCUCUGACUUACUGGCACAUUUAUCACAUUUCCGCAGAGCCAGACCCUCUUAGCAGGCUCACAUAUAUAUAAAUGAAGGGAAAACCUGUUUAUCGUGAAUCAA